Lolium perenne is the source of this 1821-nucleotide messenger RNA. The record is from RefSeq and is a predicted model, not a curated record. Lineage: Eukaryota; Viridiplantae; Streptophyta; Magnoliopsida; Poales; Poaceae.
AUCUCAUCAACAAACAUCAAGUAAGGGCCUAUUGGUGUAUUAGAGGAUGCACAAGUGUACAAUUUGCUUCUUUUGGCUAGCCUUACUAUGUGUGCAUCUUGUAUGCUAUGCUACCGUAGUGCAAUGCCAACUAAGCGUCGAUGACAUGGAUAACGAGAAGAUCAAUCUACCAGGAGGGUUGUGCGUCCAUCGUCAUGAAGGUUGCGGCGGAUUUUGCUAUUGUUGUCUGACAAAUGGUCUUUGCUACACUUCCAUAUACGAUUGCAAGAUAGAAUGUGUCUCUACUUCAGACAUAGUGGUGACCACGAUCCCUCCUUCUUUUGUUGCUCCUUUCCCUGCCUAGUCAACUUGACAUAAUGUGUGAUGCGUGUAAUAUAGUAAUAAGUUUGCAGCAAGAAUAAUACUACUCUAGUUGUCGCGGUUUAAUUUUUCAUGUCGCAUUUAAGUUUCUAUCUCUAAGUACUACUCCAACCUCUGGUCGGGAUUGUUAUUUCGGAGGACAAGUUUUGUCAGGACCAAGGUGAACUUUAAUUGGAUGUAAACUUGCACGAUGAUUUGGACUACCAUUUCCACUCCCCGUAAUGAAAGCCCGGUGUUCCCGGCCCUCCUUCGUGGAUCCGUGGGUUCCUUUUCUUAGCCAAUCGUUGCGCAGCAAAAAAAAAAGUGCAUGCACAAGUAAGUUCAUCCGAGAUGAGAUCGAUGUGAAGACCGCAUGCACAAGAGAGAGAAAAUUGACCGGCCCUAGCGCAUUCGAGCCUAAUAGUUACCUAUGGUCUUGCAAUCCUCAAAAAUCUGGUUGUGGUCUCCGGCCCUAUAAACCGGUACAGAUGGAGUACUCGGUGUGGUCGGCCUAUAGCAUGGAAAGAACUGGUUCUUUCUUUGCCAAAUGAUGUGUCAAGGCACGAGGGGACUCCUCCGACUUUGCUUCCUAGGACAAGUGCUGGAAGGCGAUCUGGGCCAUGAACUGCCCGAAGAAGAUGAAGUUUGUCAUCUGGAGAAUGGAUCACGACUGUCUUCCAACCGGGGUAUAGCUGCGGAAAUGCAGUAUAUCGACUGAGGAUAGUUGUGUCUUCUGUAGUGUUCGGAGGGGGUAGAACACAUCUUCAUGUUCUGUCCCUUUGCAAGAUCAAUCUGGGAUGCAGCGAAGGCCAAGAUCCUGGAGGCCAGGAAUGAUGCCAGGAAUGGCCGUGAUUGUCUCCAGCCGGCUUGCCUGGCCUGCAACAUUAUGGUUUAUGUUUACAACAUCGUCAAGUUCCGCUACAAGUCGUCGCUGACUAAAAGGUGUGUUUCUCAUUCCAAACCUACCUGGAAUCCACCACCGGUCGGCACUGUUUGUGUGAAGGUCGAUGUUGCUGUUUUUAAGGUGGAGAACCUGGAUGGCUGGGGUGCCGUGAUCCGUGAUCAUCAUGGCGCCGUCAGGCUUGCCAGCCAUGGAUCCAUGCAGGGCGGUGCGAGCCUUGAGGCCGCUGAAGCUUUCGCGGUGCAUCAGGCGCUCGAGAUCGCUCGGGAGGGAGGUUUCCAGAAGAGAUCAUCCUGGCGUCGGAUUGGCAAUCCCUUAUUCUGAAGAUUCAGGCUACGGCGCUGGAUCGUUUGAUGGUUGGCACAAUGGUUGGCGAUAUCAAGAGGCUAACAUCGGGCUUUCUCUCAUGUUCUUUUAUGUAUGUUAGUCGUUUGUGUAAUGUUACGGCUGGUAAACUUGCUCGCUCUAAGGAGCCCUCUGUCUGUAAGUUGUACCUUGAUGAGAUCCCGGACUUUUGUUAGGGAUGAACUAGCCUUUGAUGUUCUGUAAUCAAUAAAGAGCCAUGAUUCUCAAAAAAAAAA